AUGAGUCCUACGAUGUUCACUUACGCAAAUGUUCUGACCACGUUGUUCGUUCAGACACCUGGAGACAACAAAAACCCCGGAUCAAACUUCCUUGGAAUGAAUUCGCCAGGCGAUUAUUUUGACUAUUUGAACAACGUUCUUCUUCCUGGAUUGUAUCAAAAUUGGGAAAAACGCUACAACGACGACACGUCAAUCUAUGAAGGGUUCGGAUUUAUAUUUUAUGAAAACAAGCUUCAAGGAGUUCCGAGACUACGCCAAGUUAGAGUCACAAAUCAGUCCUGUUUCAUUCCCGAUGAUUUCAAAAGUCAGAUAAAAUCUUGUUACGCAUCAUAUUCGCAGAAGAGCGUUGACACGGAACCAUUUGGAGUUAAAAAUGGAACAGCAAUUGGCUCCAAUCCUGGCAACUUUUAG
This is a messenger RNA of Helobdella robusta, 411 nucleotides long. RefSeq lists its product as hypothetical. Gene Ontology annotation, cellular component: membrane. Lineage: Eukaryota; Metazoa; Annelida; Clitellata; Rhynchobdellida; Glossiphoniidae. The coding region runs from base 1 to 411 and encodes 136 amino acids. The transcript has 3 exons. The record is from RefSeq and is a predicted model, not a curated record. Gene Ontology annotation, biological process: detection of mechanical stimulus. Gene Ontology annotation, molecular function: calcium channel activity.